Molecule: messenger RNA, 4239 nt
Organism: Synchiropus splendidus (mandarinfish)
Lineage: Eukaryota; Metazoa; Chordata; Actinopteri; Syngnathiformes; Callionymidae
Gene: senp6a
Product: SUMO specific peptidase 6a
Exons: 23
Coding region: 154-3165 (1003 amino acids)
Biological process (GO): regulation of spindle assembly; regulation of kinetochore assembly; protein desumoylation
Cellular component (GO): nucleus; cytoplasm
Molecular function (GO): SUMO-specific endopeptidase activity
Source: RefSeq, a predicted model, not a curated record
ACGAGAACAGCGAGCUCUGCUGGGGUUCACACCGGAAUACGUUUAUUGUGAAGGGACGCCAGUUCCGGUCGCGAGUGACCGUUUGCUGCUAACUUGACAGCGACGGUCCGCCGAUGAGCCGUCUUCUCACCAGGGUCGGACCAUGGAAUAAAUAUGGCCCACAAUCGAGGCCACUUCUUCCAAGCUCUGGAAAGAUCAGAGACCAAGCGAGAUGGAGGCUUCAAGCACAAGUGGAACUUCACCUUCUCUGGAGACAGUGACGAGGAAACGGAGCAGGAUGAGAGUGUGGUGAGCUCGGAGCCGACGAGCCGACAGGAGAACUCCUCUCCUGAGGGGAAGCAGUUUACCUCGGCAGACUCCCGGAGAACAUACGAGAACAAGCUGUCGCCAAAAAGACUGAGCAGUGAUGUCCCCGUCUCCGUAGCAGCGUCAUCACACCUCCCCAACCGAACCAACUACCUGAUCAUCAGCCCAGCGCCGUCGCAGGGGAUCGUGCUGCAGGGUCGGCACUUCCAGCACGCACAGAUGCCCUCAGCCACCCGAAGCCCGCUCCAAAGGAACAGCUUCUCUCAGCAGCCGCAGCAGCAGCCCGUCGAGGUGGACAACAUUGUGCUCACCUGUCCAGAGCCCGCAGAAGAGUCGUUCAACAUCAAGCGCCGCGUCCAGCAGAAGAGACGACCGUCAGAGGAGUUCUGUCGACUGACACCGCAGCUCAGAGCAACACAGCCUGUCUCCGUGAGGGUCUUCCAGACGGUGUGUGGAACGUGCUUGCAGCCGUGUGAGGACCCAAACAAGUGCGAGACCUGCAGAGACGGUCCUGUCACGCCACCCAACCCGACUCCCAGACCUCCCAUUAGAAUCCCGUCCACCUCCAGCCCCAACGACCUGCUGCAGAGCUUCCACAGGACACCGCGAGCGUCCGCCACCAACGACGGCUCGCCUCUGUCGACCACUGCCACAAGCUGCGGCCUCAAGAUGGCGCUGGGUGCCAGGAGGACGGUGCAGAAACACAAGCUCAACGACCCCAUCAUCUUGUCCAGUGACGACGAGGCAGACGAGGGAAGCACGGAGAACGUCAACAGGCUGGACAAUGUGUCGCCAUGUCCGGCUGACUCGGCACAUUCCUCUCCAGCGCCCUCUGGGGGCCGAGUGGAGGCAGCGGUGAAGAGUGGCGAGCAGCAGCAGCCGGAGGAGGAUGGGGAGGAGCUCGGGCCAGAAUUGCUUGAAGACAUGAAGGUGAACGUCACGAUAUCUCGCAGAGCCAAGAUGAAGGACCAGUUUGGGAACCAGCCGGCAGAGCAUAACUCUUCGCGGACGAAGAAGCCGCGAGUCACAGAGGGCAAGUGCUACAACAUCGUCCUGGAAUGUCGGAGUGUGAGAGUCGGGACGCUACGGCGGAUGGUAGCAAAGCCCGUCAUCUUCGAUGUGGACUACAUCCUAGUGGAGAUGAAAGGCUCUGAGCCUGGUGUGGAGGAGACGCUGCGCGUGGAGACGUCCGAGAUCAUCAGCUGCGAGUGGUGCAACGUGAGGAAGCUGCCCGUCUUGUUCUUCCAGACAUCUGCGGACGGCUGCAGUCGCCUGCGCAGGCACUUCAGCAUGUCCCGCGAGGAGGGCGUGUGGUACGACAGUGCGGGUGACGAGCUGGACGAGAAGUACAUCGUCCUGAUCUUCGAGAACGGCCUGCCGCUGAGGGAGCAGCAUAUCCUGGAGGAGAUCCUGGGAGACAUCGGGAAGACCAACAACCUGCUGGACUUCCCCUCCAGACUCACCUUCGAUGAGGCCAACUGUCGCCUGGUCAACUUCCACAAGCUCAACCCCACUGAAUCUCCUGCCAAAACCUCAGCGGCCUGCAGGGCGGCGCCCUCCAUUAUGGCCACACGCACACGCAUGUCCACGCGCCAACACGCCAGCGUCAGCUACCAGGAGGAGGAGGAGGAGGAGGACAUGAGCGAGAUCCAGCCCACCUUCUCUGGACCCGUCAUCAAGUUGAUGGUGUAUCCUCCCCCUCCGGCCAAAGGGGGCAUCUCGGUCACCAAUGAAGACUUGCACUGCCUUAAUGACCGCGAGUUCCUCAAUGAUGUCAUCAUAGACUUUUAUUUGAAGUACCUAGUGCUGGAGAAGUUGAAGAAGGAGGAGGCCCAGAGGAUCCACGUCUUCAGCUCCUUCUUCUACAAGAGGCUGAACCAGAGGGAGAGGCGGGCGCUGCCCGACUCUAGCAACCUGCCGAUUCCAAAGAGGAAACACAACCGGGUCAAGACGUGGACUCGGCAUGUGGACCUGUUUCAGAAGGACUUCAUCUUUGUUCCCAUCAAUGAGUCGGCUCACUGGUACCUGGCGGUCAUCUGCUUCCCCGGCCUGGAUGCUCCGCUCUACGAGCCCAACCCUCUGUAUCACACGCCCACCGCAGGUUCCCCCCCGCCUGAGGACCACAUCCCAGACCACUGUCGGCCCCUGUCCCCGGACAGAGACGGGCUGGAGGACGGCAGCAACCUGCCCGACGGUCCAAUGGAGGAGGAGGAGGAGGUGGCACAGGAGGGGGCAGAGGUCAGAGGUCAGGAGGCCAGCAACGGUCAGGCCGAGUCGCAGUUCAGCAGUGAGUUGCAGCGCAUCCAACUGUGUUAUGGCACAGGAGACGACCCGUUCACCUUCUCUGAUGACCAGAGUUCCUGUCAGGACGACCUCAGCGAGCAUGAGGAGCCGCUCUCCUCCGACACCAGCUCUCUGACGUCCCAACCCACCAUCUGCAAGCAGCCGUGCAUCCUCAUCAUGGACUCGCUGCGAGGCCCGGCCCGGUCCAGUGUGAUCAAGACCCUGAGAGAGUACCUGGAGGUGGAGUGGGAGGUGCGGAAAGGGACGGAGCGUAGUUUUGGGAAAGACUUGAUGAAAGGUUCGAGUCCCCGAGUGCCUCAGCAGGACAACUUCAGCGACUGUGGCGUAUAUGUGCUGCAGUACGUGGAGAGCUUCUUCCAGAACCCCAUUCCCAACUUCCACCUGCCGCUGAACCUGUCCGACUGGUUUCCGCAGCAGCGCAUGAAGACGAAGCGGCAGGAGAUCCGAGGUCUGAUCCUGCAGCUGAAGGAGCAGCAGGAGCACAGCGAGCCCGCCGCCACCGCCACCCACUCCUCAGAGGACGGCGAGAUCCAAGAGACGGCCUCGUCAGCCUGAGCCUGCCGCUUUUAGAGGAAGAGACUGAGCUUCGCCCAGCCACGUGUAAAUAUAUACGUUGGAGUUUAUUUCGUUGCCUUUGGAACUGACGCACACGCCCCAGGUCUCCCCCCUAACUUAUGUUGCUGUAGAUGCAGCGCCCCCAUCAGGAGGCCACACCCCUGCGUCUCUUUUUUAAGUUGGGGAGUUGGUGAAUGAGAGAAGCUGAACUUAGUUCUCCUGCAGGUGGCGCCGAGUCCCCACGGCCCCACUCGUCUGUUGAAUGUGAAGGAGAGUUCUGCGAAUUAAAGGAAGUUUUGAUGAGUGUGUGUGUCACCUGCUGUGGCCCUGACCCCUGGCCUCCACCCCGUUACACACGGGGACAGUGAACCGCCGUUGUCCGUGCCAUGAUCCCGCUUGGUUCAGCGGGUCCAGUGGCUGGAGUUCCAGCAGGACGGAGGAGGUGACGUCGACGGUGUGCCUCCUCCUCGUGUGGGGUGCUGCAGGGGCUGACCACUAACCUUCUUUCCUCUGGUUUUCCCUGUGUGGAGCUUCCGGCUGCUUCCAUCUUCCCUGAAGGAAACCUGCGGUGUUGGUGGUCUCCUCACCAGCUGUCCUCCCACAGACAUCUUGGUUCCAUGAUUUGUAACUUGUUCUUAUCCGUUGACAACUUUUUAACCACCUUCAUGCACCUCACAGUUGUCUUCAUAUCUCCCCUCCACAACCUGUUUCUCUCACACACACACACACACUAUAUAUGUAUAUAUAUAUAUAUAUAUAUAUAUAUGUGUAUAUAUAUAUAUAUAUAUAUAUAUAUAUAUAUAUAUAUACACACACACACACACACAUAUGGGCAAAAAUCACGUAAAACCGUAAAGGUUAUUUCCUUCCUGCUUCUUUGGAACCACCCAAGUCCAUUUCCAUUCAUUAUGUGGAGACAGAAGUGGCAGCAAGCGCGUGAGGUCGCUGCUCACCUUUCUUCACCGCCUUCCCGAAUUGGCCUGCGUCAUCACCGUGCGCCCACCAUCAAAGUCGUUUUUUUAAUGGUCAUUGUACAUUUUAUGUGCGACAGAAAUGAGAAACAAAGAUAAACAU